Messenger RNA from Cylas formicarius (sweet potato weevil), 3406 nucleotides. RefSeq names its product protein toll-like. The record is from RefSeq and is a predicted model, not a curated record. The transcript has 5 exons. Gene Ontology annotation, cellular component: membrane. Bases 358 to 3246 code for a protein of 962 amino acids. Gene Ontology annotation, molecular function: protein binding; transmembrane signaling receptor activity. Gene Ontology annotation, biological process: innate immune response; toll-like receptor signaling pathway. NCBI's taxonomy places the organism in Eukaryota, Metazoa, Arthropoda, Insecta, Coleoptera, Brentidae.
AAAGCGGGAAAAGUCGUCUUGCGCUGAAUUCCCCAGUCCAGUCACACACGACACAGCCUUGCGCCACAAGACAAACAACAUGGUAUCGGUAUCAGUGUAUAAAUGCGUUUUACCAGAUUGAUUUAUUGGAGAAUUUCCCUUACGACCUUUUGGCGUCAAAUUCGUGAGGAAAAAAUCAAGGGUCGUGGCCCACAACAGUGGUUUCGCACACAAGUGAUUAUUUAAAGGGGCCGAUAACGUUUGUUGUGUGAAACAAGUUGUAAACAAGGCAAUUAAACACAUUAUAAAUAAAUAUUAUGGGCGCUUUGCAAGAUGUACGUUCGAUUUACUAAUAUGUGAUUUUGGAAGCUGGACAAAAUGACAAAAGAAGAGAUAUGGUUUAUUUUAAUUUUCGUGGCAGCCCACUAUAUACAAGUAGAAAGCUCUCAAUGCUAUCGUCGUUCCAGCUGCGAUAGAUGUAUUCAAGCAGUCGCGUGUCCACAAAACAAAACCCAUGUGAAUAUAGUUUUUCAACAAAAUUUCGUCAACAUUAUCUGCACGAAGUCAGCCCCAGGGACUCUCGAUAUGUAUCCAACAUUCGAUGGUAGAUACUUGAAGAGUUUUGAUGAUAGCAGCCCGCUUACCCUCGACACGAUGAUAACAAAGUGCUUCAAGACAAAACCAAAGCAUAUCAAAUAUGCGGUGGAACUCGACAAAGUAAGACAUAUCAAUAUUACGAAAAAUUUGUUAAAAGAUCAAUCGGAGCUGGAAUAUUUAUACAUCGGUUGGAUCAAUAAGUUACAAAACGACUCCUUCAUAUCUCUGGAAGAGGAAUUUUUGGAGCACACCCCAAAGUUGCAAACCCUAAUCCUAAAUCAUAGUGACCUGAGAAAUCUCAAGUCCUAUUUAGCAAACCUGACUGGACUCAUCAAUUUGGAUCUCUCUUCAAAUUCUUUAUUCGAAAUUCCAAGUGGAAUUUUUGAAAGUCUCGAUCAUUUGGAGGCUGUUUCUUUUAGGAGCAACAAUUUAAGGAAGUUAAAUAAUGGAUGUUUCUCAGGUGCCAAGGUGAUAACAAAGUUAGACUUAAGUGAAAACAAGAUCAAUAACGUGGAAAAUAAAGUUUUCAGUGGGCUAUUGAACUUGACUUAUUUAAACCUGAGCUAUAACAGUUUGAAAGCGAUAGCGGAAGAUACUUUCUCGAGCAACGAGGAACUAAAAGUUUUGGAUUUAUCAGGAAACCAGGAUUUUGUUGUGUCGAAACCCUUAUUUAGCAAACUAAAGAUGUUGGAAAAAUUGUUUUUAAUAAAUUGUGGAAUUGGAACUUUGGAGGGUCACGUUUUUGACCAUCUCGCAAACUUAGACGAACUGACACUCAGUCAGAAUGAUUUGCAAAGUUUGCCGACAACUAUAUUCGCCGUUCUUGGCUCUUUAAGGACUCUAGAUUUGAGCCAGAACAAGUUGGAGUCUUUACCAAGCAAAAUAUUCUCUACGUUAAAAAACCUUCAGGUUUUAUCGCUCAGAGGGAAUAGACUCACGAAGUUGGAUGGCGAUUAUUUUCAAGAGCUGCGCUCGUUGAAGGUUCUGGAUUUAGGUUCCAACCAAAUAUCAGAUUUUUUGGUGCACAAUUUUAAUAACAAUGUAGAAAAAGUGAUUCUCAGCUAUAACAAAAUUAAAUCAGUUCCUAAUGUUUUCCUUGAGAGAAAUUCGCUGCAGCAUUUGGAUGUGAGUCACAAUGAAAUUACGAGUGUGCAUAUGAAAUACCCCAUUCCAAUAAACCGAACGACAACUGUGGAUGUUUCUCACAACAGAAUUGACGACAUCCAGCUUCCAGAUCGAUACGAAUCUAACAACGAAGGCAGUAUUAUAUUCAAUUUAACAACAAAUUUCGUAAGAUGCUCUUGUAAUAAGUACAAAGUAGAGAAGGCUGCAGAAAUGAACGAUUUGAUGCAACUUACGGUAUUGCGAAACAAGAUAGAGUGUUCGGCAGUCGCUGGAGAUUGUUUGCUGGUCAAUGUGGAUGAGUGCCCCCAGACAUGCGACUGCUUCUACAGAAAGACUGACACUUCUCUAGUUAUCGAUUGUUCUUAUGGAGACUUGACGAGUGCACCAACGCUCGAGGGUUUGAAAUCUACCGGUACAUACAAGCAUAAUCAAACUAUUGUGAUUCUAAAAGGAAACAACUUGAAUUCCAUGGGUCCGCAAAAGCUUGCUGGUUACAACAAUGUUACUUACCUCGAUUUGUCCGACAAUGUUAUUUCGGACUUUCGCUGGGUCCCCCCACAUUUGCAAUAUCUGGAUUUGGACAACAACCGACUUCAAAACAUAAAUCGGGAAACGAUUCGUGUUCUGGAAAAAACCGAGAGCCUGGUGGAAAUUACUUUGAAGAAUAAUCCAUGGAAAUGCGAAUGCAACUCUGCAGAUUUGCAAAGAUAUCUAAUCAGUUUCAACAACAUUAAGGUCAAUCAGACCGACGUCACUUGCCAAUCAACCGGUGAAUACUUGAUCUACACGAAAAUAUGCGAACAAUCUCUACAGAAUUCCUUGACGGUCCCGAUUUCUCUAACGUUACUCUUCGCCAUGUUGGCCAUAGCAUUGACUUUGUAUUAUCGUUACAACACCAGCAUAAAGAUUUACUUGUACUCCAAAAACUGUUGUCUGUGGUGCGUGGCUGAAGAAGAACUCGAUAAGGAAAAAACUUAUGAUAUUUUCGUGAGCUACUCCUACAAAGACGAGGACUUCGUGCAAAAGCAGCUGCUGGCUCAGCUAGAGCAUCCGCAGCGGCCUUUCAAAGUGUGCAUCCAUUACAGAGAUUUCAUCCCAGGCGAGUUUAUUAGUAAACAGAUAGUUGAUUCGGUGUUAAACUCGCGUAGAACGUUGGUGGUACUUUCUAACAAUUUUAUGGAGAGCGUGUGGGGAAAAAUGGAGUUCCGGACGGCCCAUACGCAGGCCAUUACAGAGGGCAGAGCUAGAGUUAUAGUGGUUAUCUAUGGAGAUUUGAACGAAGACUCGUUGGAUGACGAAAUGAAGGCCUAUUUGAAGACUAAUACGUAUGUGAAAUGGGGCGAUCCCUGGUUUUGGAAUAAGCUGAUGUAUGCGUUGCCUCAUUCCAACAAUAGAUUUAAAAAUGCUGAGGUUAUUCACAUAGAAGAGACCUGCGGCAAAGGGUUGCUCGGUUGCUUUAAGUGGUUAAACAAAACGAGGAACAUCACGGUCGGGACCGGAAACAAGGGUAGCUUUGAUUUGGAGAGUCAUAGUCACAAGAUGUGAGAGUGGCAGUUUUAUUUAUUAAUUGGGUGAUAUAUUAUGUGUGACGUUAUUGUUGCGUUUUUAAUAAAAACGUUUCUAUGAAUUUGUUAUCUUAUGUUUGUGAUAAUUAUUAGUAUACAUUUUAGAUUCGUUGGUUUUGUAAAUAUAGCGAAUUGAUGAA